UAUAUUCUUUGUAAUCAAGUUAUCUACCAGCUGUAUCAGUCCGCAUUCAAUUCAGCAGUUAGCAGAAUAAUAUUGUAGGUUGAAUUUAUACGAACACGAACUUCAUUUGAUUUUGAGGUUAUCUUUUUUCGUCAUCUUGCCUGUAAGUGAUGAUGUCGCUGGAACGUAUCCAGGAUCAAAUUGGAUAUCUUGUGUUGAACGAAGAUGGUGCUGUUAUUGCUUCUGGUGGAGAACUCGAAAACUCAGAACAUGUGGCCAACAUCGUAACAGAUCUCAUCUCUCUUGCCGACAACAUUCUUCCUAAUGAAGAUGGCUACAAGAGAAUUUCAGUCACGUAUCCAAACUUCAGCUACGUGAUAUGUCUGUCCAACAAGAAGUUGUACGUCUUAAAGAAACGUCAUGCGUGGACCCCUCGUUCACCCCCUACACCUCCUCCUCCCACCAUCCUCGAGAUUGUUGAUGAGGAUGCUACAGCUGUCAAUGCUUGAUACCCCACCAACCCUGUCAUCCUACUAUACUACAUUGUCUUUAUUAUAUUUAAUUACUUGUAAACUAUAAUAUUACGAUGAAAUUAUUUUUGUAUAUUAAACUUGUAUAUAUAUUAUAUUAUAUAUUAAUA
Homalodisca vitripennis (glassy-winged sharpshooter) is the source of this 619-nucleotide messenger RNA. RefSeq names its product ragulator complex protein LAMTOR4 (gene Lamtor4). Gene Ontology annotation, molecular function: guanyl-nucleotide exchange factor activity. Gene Ontology annotation, cellular component: lysosome; Ragulator complex. NCBI's taxonomy places the organism in Eukaryota, Metazoa, Arthropoda, Insecta, Hemiptera, Cicadellidae. The record is from RefSeq and is a predicted model, not a curated record. Gene Ontology annotation, biological process: positive regulation of TOR signaling; cellular response to amino acid stimulus. The coding region runs from base 150 to 488 and encodes 112 amino acids. The transcript has 4 exons.